Molecule: messenger RNA, 1425 nt
Organism: Cherax quadricarinatus
Lineage: Eukaryota; Metazoa; Arthropoda; Malacostraca; Decapoda; Parastacidae
Source: RefSeq, a predicted model, not a curated record
AGGGCUAUACAGCGCUCUGGGGAGGGAGUAAUUUGUUUUCUCAUCAAUUCCAGCCCAGAUUUAAGCAAUGUAUUUUUCCUGGACUCCAGAGAAGCUGAAAUGACGAGAGCAAAGUUUUAGUGGCCUUCAAAACCUUUGAUAACAACAACAUCAAGAACAGAGACGUAGAAAAAGUUACUUUUAUGGUACAAUAUAUUAAAGUAGACAAGUUACUUUCCUGGUACAGUAUGUUAAACAAGUUACUCUCCUGGCUUGUUUCUGCAGCAUGGAGAACGCUUCAUGAAAUAGUGGUUGGCUGAAAGUCUUUUUGGCAUCAGCACACCGAAGAGUUCAGAAUGUUACAAAAUCACCAUAUUGCAUUUCCAUCUAGCCAGUUUUACACUAUAUGGGCUCUGUUGGGCAUGUUCAUGACUGUUGGAAUAUAUGGAGAGUACUACACUAACUGCUCCUCCUUGCUAGCUGGCCAGUAUCUCUGCACUGAAGUAAACGUCGACCCUCGCACACAGCAGCCUCAAGGUUGUACCAGAGCCGGCCGAGCCAAGGUUCUGUGCACCUCGGCUCCUGGCAUCGUUUGUACAGAAACUAAUAAUGGAACUUUUGAACGUGAAAUUCCAUGCAAAUACACAAAUGGCUAUUCAUAUGAAACGGCCUUGCUGCUCUCAGUAUUUCUGGGAAUGUUCGGUGUAGAUCGCAUUUAUCUUGGCUACUAUGCAGUAGGUCUUGCCAAGUUCUGCACCCUGGGAUUCUUAUUUCUUGGGCAGCUUAUUGAUAUUAUUCUUAUCGCUACACAAACAGUUGGACCUGCCGAUGGCUCACACUAUGUCAUAAGUUAUUACGGAGCUGGUAUUGAGGUUAUUCGUAUGGAUAAUAUGACUUACAGAAUGCCCCAAGAAGAUUGGGGUACAGUGGGCCGAGGUGUAAAGGAUCUCUGAAGUUUCAUGUGAAGAGGCCAGUAAGGGUCUUAUAAUUCAUAAGAUACGUAAUUUAUUUUUUCUUUAACGCACUGGCUGUCUCCCACUGAGGCAGGUGAUCUGAAAAAAAGUUUUUCAUCUUUGUUGCAUUUAAUAAUUUACACAGGAGAAGGGGUUACUAGCACCUUGCACCUGGCAUUUUAGUCACCUGUUAUCACAUGUCUGGCUACGGAAGAAGGAUUCUUUCACAAGAUAUGAAAAAAUACUAUCUUUUGUGUUUAUUUAUUCUUGCGUCCACUUAAUUUGUACAUUAUUUUCUGACUGCACAGUGUAAAUAUUAACCUUGUAUUUCACCAUAUUUCUCUAUAUAGCACUGGCUGUUUUAAAUACCUGUAUAUAUUAGUCAUAGUAACAAAAAUAAAAGGUAGGAUUUAUCAUACAUUUCAUACAUGUAUCUGUAUUAACGAAAGCCUGUAAUUGUUUUACAUGAUGGUAGGAUUGCUGGUGUCCUUUU